This is a messenger RNA of Bradysia coprophila, 781 nucleotides long. Its product is annotated as general odorant-binding protein 66-like. The record is from RefSeq and is a predicted model, not a curated record. NCBI's taxonomy places the organism in Eukaryota, Metazoa, Arthropoda, Insecta, Diptera, Sciaridae. Gene Ontology annotation, molecular function: odorant binding.
AAUUUCAGAAUAGUGCUGGAAGUUAAGUAAACAACAUGAUUGCGAAAUUGCUUCAUCUAAGUGUCUUGGUUACAAUUAUUUCCGCUAAAGUUGAUCCAAUUUGUAAAUUGGCAGCACCAACAGGAGUGGAUCCGGAAAUUUGUUGCAAAGUACCGGACAUAUUAGAUCAUCCUACGUUGGAAAAAUGUGCUAUUGCAGUUUUUAACACUAAUUCGUCGGAUGUAUCGUCCGAAGUUAUUAAUGUUGGCUCCGGAAAGUGUCUGUUCGAAUGCAUAUUCAAAGAGCAUGGUAUUUUGAAAAAUGGCACAGUACUUCCGGAUGUUGCAUUAAAAUUACUGAAAGAGGUGAUCAAAUCAGACGAAGAAUGGAUGCCUAUUGUUACAAAAGCGAUAGAUACAUGCCAAAGCAUGGCGGCGAGCAUGCCUGCAAAAACAAUGGCAGAUGGCACCUGCGAUUCCCUACCGGCAUUUUACUUUGGCUGCUUUCAUACACAAUUAUUUAAGAAUUGUCCCAAUGCUAAGUGGACUGCUAGCGAAGGUUGCAACCAGCUCAAACAGAACUCAGAAAAGUGUCCUGUGUUAACCGCUGUAGUUAGUAUGGAGUGAGACAGUAAAUUACUUUGUAAACUUGUUCAUAAAUUUAUGGAUAAACAUUACACUAAGAAUAUCAAUGAUGUCGUAUGAAUGGACAUCCCACUAUAAAACGACGCGACCAAAAUUUUAAUUUCUUAUAUUCAAAUUUUAAUUUUAUUGUAGUGCGGAUGUCGGGAACUAAGUAAAAC